AUGUUCCCCCGGAGCCUGCCUGGUUCCUGGCGCAGAGCGGGCCUCUAUCCGGGCCAGCCCCGCACACACCUGGCAGCGUGCUUUUGCUACUGUCAGCAAAUACAGCCACGUGGGAGGAAUGUUAGCGAAGCAUUUUGGACAUCGGGUAGAGUGUUGGAGAAGAGGCUGACACUCGUACUUUCACUGGCAACGCUGAUAGCUGCAUUUGGGUCAUCCUUUCAGUAUGGGUACAACGUGGCCGCCGUUAACUCCCCUGCCGAGCUCAUGAAAGCAUUUUAUAAUGAGACCUACUAUGAACGCAACGAUAACUACGUAAAUGAGUUUUCCUUGACAUUGCUGUGGUCUGUUUCUGUGUCCAUGUUCCCCUUUGGAGGCUUCAUCGGCUCCCUCAUGGUCGGCCCCUUGGUGAAUAAACUUGGCAGGAAAGGGACUUUGCUCUUCAACAACAUCUUCUCCAUUGUACCCGCGAUCUUAAUGGGGUGCAGCGAGGUUGCCCGGUCAUUUGAGAUGAUCAUUGUGUCCAGACUUCUGGUGGGAAUAUGUGCAGGUCUGUCUUCCAGUGUUGUCCCCAUGUACCUGGGGGAGCUGGCCCCCCAAAACCUGAGGGGGGCCCUGGGGGUGGUACCUCAGGUCUUCAUCACCGUCGGCAUCCUCGUGGCUCAGAUCUUUGGUCUUCGGAGCCUCCUCGCAAACAAAGAGGGCUGGCCGAUCCUCCCCGGGCUGGCCGGGAUCCCGGCGGCCCUGCAGCUCCUGUUCUUGCCCUUCUUCCCCGAGAGCCCCCGGGACCUGCUGAUUCAGAAGAAGGAUGAAGUAGCUGCCAGAAACGCGCUGAGGAGGCUGCGCGGCUGGGACGACGUGGGCUCGGAGGUGGAGGAGAUCUGGCAGGAGCAUGAGGCUGAGAAGGCCGCGGGCUUCAUCUCGGUGCUGAAGCUGUUCAGCAUGAGGUCCCUGCGGUGGCGGGUCAUCUCCAUCAUCAUCCUCGUGGGCGGCCAGCAGCUGUCGGGAGUGAACGCGAUCUACUACUACGCAGACCAGAUCUACCUGAGCGCGGGGGUGAACGACCAUGACGUCCAGCAUGUGACAAGUGGCACGGGGGCUGUCAACGUGCUGAUGACCAUCUGUGCCGUGUUCGUGGUGGAGCUCUCGGGGUGGCGGCUCGCUGUCUGCUUCACGGCCUGCUGCGCGCUCACGGCCGCUCUGGCCCUGCAGGACACAAUAUCCUGGAUGCCUUAUGUCAGCAUCGCCUGCAUCGUCUCCUACGUCGUAGGACACGCCCUUGGGCCCAGUACGUCCCACCCCGCGCUACUGAUCACGGAGACCUUCCUGCAGUCCUCCCGGCCGUCUGCCUUCAUGGUGGGGGGCAGCGUCCACUGGCUCUCCAACUUCACCGUGGGCUUGACCUUCCCCUUCAUCCCAGUGGGCCUCGGACCUUACAGCUUCAUCAUUUUUGCUGUGAUAUGUCUCCUCAUCACCAUCUACAUCUUCCUGGUUGUCCCCGAGACCAAGGCCAAGACAUUCAUGGAGAUCAAUCAGAUUUUCACCAAGAUGAAUAAGGUGCCAGAGGUGCACCCAGAGAAGGAGGAACUAAAGGACUUUCCAGUCUCUGCUUCAGGGCAUAACUCGAGCAGAGGAGCCUGCUAAACAGGUCUGCGUGGAGCUUCCCUCCCGGGCUUUCUGUCUGACCGACAGGUGUCUGUGAACCUCUGGAACUAGGACCAGCCCAGUGUGGAACGCAGGCCCCACUGGGACUGUCCAAAGGGCUUCUGUGCUGUCUCUCUCCAGACUGACCCACCACCAACCCUGACUCGCUAUGAGCAGGCACCCUUCACCAUGUGGGUUCGCCGUUGGAUGGCUCCUGGUAACAUGGGCUCUUAUGACAAAAGUCAUUACUACAGCGGCAGGACGGAAGGAACCCCUCUGGCCGGAGAAAUGAACUCUUCUGCAAUCCCAUGGGUCUGCUCGGGACCGGAGGCAUUCUUCCUCCUGCCAGAUCCGUCUCCAGAAAUACCAGCCCUGGAAAGUGUGAUGUCCCAAGUAAUGAUGUCUAAGAAGCUGGGGCAGGUCCCUGAGGAGACAUCAAUGAGUCAGAGAUUAUUAAUCGUGAAUUAUAUUGCUGGAGGACAAUGGCAUUACCUCCGUAUACUCAAUAAAGCACGUAUGAUCACUUCUCGCCAACACGUGCUUCUUUCCUGUGAGCAGGUAGAAGACAUGGGGCGGGGGUGCCUCCUUGCUCCUUCAAGCAGUCUGUGUUGGAGCAUCAGCCGCUCAAAGGGAAUCCCGCUGCCUAGAGCAGGGCCUGGCGUGGAGGAGGUGCUGAGACAGUAUUUGCUGGAAGAAAGGGAGCAGCGAGAGAUGAGGUGUUCACAGAGCGGUGAUUUUUUAAAAUUUAAGAUUGGGGCUCCUCUGCAUGUCUUCAGGUGCAUAGUGAACACCGAGGGGCCUUGAAAGUGAGAUGGGGAAGGGGGGCCGGGAGGAGGAGGGAUGCGUCCCCGCACAUAUGGCACAUACAGCAGAACUGGGGGCUUUUCUUAGAGACGUACGUGCACGCGUGUGUGUGUGUGUGUGUGUGUGUGUGUGUGUGUGUGUGUAUGGGACAGGAUGCGAGAUCUGCUCCCGGGCAUGAAGGAGGCAGAGCCAGGGGCCGGGUGGGACAGAGGUAGGAUUAGGAGCAGCCUUUGUAGGGGUGGAAUGGGGAUCCCACAGGUGAUGAAUUAAAUAACUCA
Molecule: messenger RNA, 2723 nt
Organism: Callorhinus ursinus (northern fur seal)
Lineage: Eukaryota; Metazoa; Chordata; Mammalia; Carnivora; Otariidae
Source: RefSeq, a predicted model, not a curated record